Debaryomyces fabryi is the source of this 681-nucleotide messenger RNA. RefSeq lists its product as uncharacterized. The transcript has a single exon. The coding region runs from base 1 to 681 and encodes 226 amino acids. The record is from RefSeq and is a predicted model, not a curated record. Lineage: Eukaryota; Fungi; Ascomycota; Pichiomycetes; Serinales; Debaryomycetaceae.
AUGAUUUCACCUAAGUUUGCGUCGACUCAUUAUUACCAUUCAGCCCGCACAUUGGCUAGUGGUAAAUCAUUUACUCCACAUGUUAUCAAUUUGUAUUUGGAUUAUAAUUGUCCUUUCAGUGCUAAAUUAUUCUUAAAAUUGAAGCCACAGGUUAUUCCUAGACUACAAGAAUUACAUCCCAACCAAUUUCAGUUUGUUUUUGUUAACGUCGUACAACCAUGGCAUACGAAUUCUAAUCUCCUUAAUGAAUUUUCUUUAGUUGUAGCAAAAUUAUUGAGGGAGAGCACAGAGAAAGCCAUUGACACCAACAAGGUCUUUUGGGAUGUCUCUGAAGUUCUCUUUGAAAAUAAAGAGUUAUUUUAUGAUACUGCUAAUGUUAAUUUAAAUCGUAAUGAAAUUUAUAAACAGAUUGCCGAUUUGGUAUUUGAAAAAUUGUCAUUACCAUUUUCAAAGGAUGCCGUAUUGAAGGAAUUGACAAUUAAGAGCGAAACGGAGAAAGAGAAACAAAGCAAUUCAGGCAAUGGGGCUACAGUUGAUUUGAAAUAUUUCACCAGAUAUUUGAGAAACGUUGGUGUCCAUGUUACUCCUACAGUAAGCAUUAAUAAUAUUGUUAAUGAUUCAAUUUCAAGUGGCAAUGACGUUGAUAGUCUUAUAAAAACAUUUGAGAGCCAAUUAGAUUGA